Cannabis sativa is the source of this 1959-nucleotide messenger RNA. Its product is annotated as patatin-like protein 3. NCBI's taxonomy places the organism in Eukaryota, Viridiplantae, Streptophyta, Magnoliopsida, Rosales, Cannabaceae. Gene Ontology annotation, biological process: lipid metabolic process. The transcript is spliced from 3 exons. The record is from RefSeq and is a predicted model, not a curated record. Bases 182 to 1540 code for a protein of 452 amino acids.
CGAAUCCCCACACGUGCCUCUCUUCUACAUUCUCACCUAUAUAUAAACAACUUCCUACCUCCAUUUUCCUUCAAACUCCUCAUUCCAUUCUCUCUCUCUCUCUUCUCUCAACAAAAUCUUUACAACUUUUUAUACACUCUCAGAGCUGUGAUCCGAAUCAAAUUGAAUUAAACUUGAAAAAAUGGCGGCACUAUCAACACUUCCACAGCUCAGCAUGGACUCCGGCUAUGGAGUAGACAAGCUCACUUACGAGAUCUUCUCAAUUUUGGAGAACAAGUUCCUCUUCGGCUAUGGUGAUCCAAAUACAAAGGUUUCGAAUCCAGAGAAAUUGAAUAGUAACCUUAUCUCAUCAACCAAUCGCAGUGCUGGUCGCGGCAGUAAUGGUAAAGUCAGAAUCCUCAGCAUAGAUGGAGGUGGCACUACUGACGGAAUCCUCGCCGCCGAUUCUCUUUCCCGCCUCGAGGCUUCUCUCCGCCUAAAGUCUGGAAAUCCCAAUGCUGCCAUAGCUGACUAUUUCGACGUUGUGGCUGGCUCUGGAGCUGGAGGUAUUCUGGCAGCGAUGCUUUUCACUCGCGGAAGAGACGGAGGUCCACUCUUCACGGCCGAGGAGGCUCUGAAGUUUCUAGUAAAGAAUCGCCGAAAGAUUUUUCGGUCUUCUCCAGCCGGAUUCUUUCGGCGAGUCCUGAGGUCGUCGUCGACGGCGGACAAGCUCUUCGGGAAGGUUUUCGGAGAUUCUACGCUUCGAGACACGUUAAAGUCAGUUUUGAUCCCUUGCUACGAUCUCUCGACCGGCGCGCCGUUCUUGUUCUCCCGCGCCGAUGCAUUUGAAAUGGACGGUUACGAUUUCAAGAUGAGGGAUGUCUGCACCGCCACGUCAGCCGAUCCUACGGCGGCUGGCGCGUUCGAGAUGAGGUCAGUGGAUCAGCGAACGAAGAUCCUGGCCGUCGAUGGGGGGAUCGCGAUGAACAAUCCAACGUCUGCGGCGAUUACGCACGUGUUGAAUAACAAGCAGGAGUUUCCUCUCUGUAACGGAGUAGAGGAUCUUCUCGUUGUCUCUCUCGGAAAUGGGGAGUCAGAAUUCGGUGCGGGCAAUGUAACUUCCUCUCCUACACCCGCAAGACUCCUUAGAAUCGCCGCUGAAGGAGCUUCCGACAUGGUAGACCAAGCAGUUUCGAUGGCGUUUGGAGAAUAUCGCACCACUAACUAUAUUCGAAUUCAGGGCAACGGCAUUAUAUCGAAUAAUAAUGAUAACAAUUUAUCAGAAAAGGCGAAAAUGAUGAAUAAGAAGAAGAAUAAUAUAGACAUGUUGAGAGAAACAGAAAAUAUGUUGACCCAAAAUAAUGUGGAGUCCGUACUAUUUCAAGGAAAGAGGAUUGUUGGGAGCUCAAAUGUAGAGAAGAUUGGUGUAUUUGCAAGUGAACUUGUUGAGGAACAAGAGAGAAGAAAAACUAGUAUUUUACCAAUGGUGGCUUUGAAGCAAAUGUCACCAUCCCCUAGAUCAUCAUCUGCCACAACUCUCUCCAGUUUAUCUUCCACCUAAAAAUUAACUAAAAACUAAAAAAAAAAUUAAAGUGGAAGAUAAAAUUUAAGUAUAUGGUUUAGGUUCUUUAUUUUGGGCUUUUCAUAUUAUUAUAUAUGUAGUUUGUGAAGAAAAACAAAAUCAAUAGUUACUUAAAACUUGUCAUUAAAUUGACUCAAUAGGAUGGGUUUAAUUAGUUAAACUUAAUUAAUACGCUGCCGCUUGGAUUAAUGAUAAAUACACAUAUAUAUAUAUAUAUAUUAUAUAUAUCCGAGUCUGAGCUGCCGAGUUCAUUUGUCCUUUUAAAAGAAUAUAUUAUUUCUAUUUAAUUUUAGAUGAGUGUAAUAUAUUAGUGUAUGUAUGAUUGUAUGUAAUUUUGUGUAAAUUGUGAGAAAAAAUUUGGAAUAUUGUUGCAAAGUUCAAAUUAAAGUUUUCACCUA